Molecule: messenger RNA, 1510 nt
Organism: Syngnathus acus (greater pipefish)
Lineage: Eukaryota; Metazoa; Chordata; Actinopteri; Syngnathiformes; Syngnathidae
Gene: naa50
Product: N-alpha-acetyltransferase 50, NatE catalytic subunit
Exons: 5
Coding region: 184-693 (169 amino acids)
Biological process (GO): mitotic sister chromatid cohesion
Cellular component (GO): NatA complex
Molecular function (GO): acyltransferase activity, transferring groups other than amino-acyl groups
Source: RefSeq, a predicted model, not a curated record
CAGGGUUGACAGUCUGCUCACUAUCGUGGAAAGCGGUGCGGCGGCUAAGCUAACCAUCGCAACGAGCUACAUGUGGAGAGUAAAACGGGAAGGCAUCCCCGACCCCAACUCUGUCAAAUCUCCCCGUGCCCGCCCGCUACGACGCUAAAAGUCGAGACUCGGUGACAAUUAUAUCACUUUACGAUGAAAGGUAGCCGGAUCGAGCUGGGCGAUGUGACGCCCCACAACAUCAAGCAGCUGAAGCGCCUCAAUCAGGUCAUCUUCCCCGUCAGCUACAACGACAAGUUCUACAAGGACGUGCUCGAGGUGGGCGAGCUCGCCAAGCUCGCAUACUUCAAUGACAUCGCAGUGGGGGCUGUGUGCUGCCGAGUGGACCACUCUCAGAACCAAAAGCGAUUGUACAUCAUGACCCUAGGUUGUCUCGCACCCUACCGGAGACUUGGCAUUGGUACAAAGAUGCUGAACCACGUGCUCAACAUCUGCGAGAAGGAUGGCACUUUUGACAACAUUUACCUUCACGUGCAGAUCAGCAACGAGUCAGCCAUCGACUUCUACCAGAAGUUUGGCUUUGAGAUCAUCGAGACCAAGAAGAACUACUACAAGAGGAUAGAGCCGGCGGACGCGCACGUCCUGCAGAAAAGCCUUCGCAGCCCGAGCGCGCCGCCCAGCAGAGAGCUUCAGAAGACGGAGUAGGGUGGCAACGGAAGGACGAGCGGGGCGUCACCCGCAAUUCGGAAAAACCAGCACACCUGACCUGCGCAUAAAUAAACUGUGACACACGCCCCAACCCCACAAGGACGCUUUCAAAGACAAAAUUGGGGGAAAAAACAAAACCACAAUUAGCCGGCAAAUGAAUCCCUCCGAUUUGACAACCCGAGUGUGGUAUUUGCAAUGCAUACUUUGUGUUUGACUUGGUUUUUAUGCGGUUGUAAAAUGUAAAUUCGGGGGGGCUGUUUUCUAUAGUGUGUGGUUUUGAAACAGUUUGAACAAACCGCAACUUAUGGCAGGUGGAAUGUCUUCUCCACGGGCCAUGAGGAGCAGUAAACAAGGUGGUGGUGGUGCGUUCAGAAUUUAUUUACAACCAAUUCGGAUGUUGUUUUGUUUGGUUUUAUUUCCAUUUGACAUUGCAGAGGUUAAGUGUUUCAGAGGUUCUCCUGGGUGUGGGAAAUAGUAUUGAAUGUCAAUGCGUUCUUCCCCAAAGGGGAAACGCGAGGUCUUUUGGGAUGGAGGAGACACGGCAGAGCUGGUCCUCCCCCUCCCUCCCUCCCUCCCCAACAACUUCCUGCCAAGUAUUGGUCGCCGAAAUGGUCCGCUUGUAGUUUUCUUGAAGUGUGCGAGCGUGUUGUACCCAGAAGAAGGUCUGACUCCGAAUGCAUGCAAGGAGACUUGUGUCCUCUCUCUACUGUAGUAUAAGCAUGGUUUCUUUCUUUGAAGAAUUUUAUCUUUUUCUGGAGCUCUAUAUUGUAUGACUUUUUAACGUCUAAAUAAACGAAUUACUAUUUGCAGUAAA